CCGGGGUCAAGCAUGGUCCUGAAGCAAGUGAUCCUCCUUCUGAUGAGUUGUGCGAAGGUCGGUAGUAGCCUAAUGUCACAAUGCCUGUGUCAUUCGGCUCACUUCAUCUCACCACAUAGGUGUCGUAUCGUCUCACAUCGGGACAAUAAGAAAGGGGACUCAUGGAGGUGAGGUCCUUUGUCUGAAAGAAGUGAUCCCAGUUUGGCAGAGGGAGGAAGUCCAGACUCUGCUAGGAGUCAAGUUGCCCAUAUCACCUGUCCACUGGCUCACACCCUUGCCUGCUAUCUCUGAGCACAGCCAUUAUGCCUCGUGGUCAGAAGAGUAAGCUCCGUGCUCGUGAGAAACGCCGCCUUAACAGAGCCGAGACCCAAGGUCUUAAGAGUGCUCAGGCAACUACAGCAGAGGAAGAAGAGGCUACUCCUUCCUCCUCUCUUGUUCUUGGGGGUGCUUCCUCAAGCUCCCCUGCUGCUGGCACUUCCCAGGAGCCUCAAAAAGCCCCAGCCACCACCAAGGCUGCUGCACAUGCUUCACGGCGAAGAUCUAAGGCAGGUGCCAAGAGCCAGGUUGAGGAAAGUAAAAAUUCCUCUCUGGCCUCGACUUCCACUGGGAAAGCUCAAAACGAUCCUCUAACCAGUAAAGUGGGGAUGUUGGUACAGUUUCUGCUGUAUAAGUAUAAAUUGAAGGAGCCCAUUAAGAAGAUAGACAUGAUGAAGAUCGUCCACAAAAGGAACAGGGAGCAGUUCGCUGAGAUCCUCAGGAGAGCCACUGAGCGCAUGGAUCUGGUCUUUGGCCUCAAAUUAAAGGAAGUCAAGCCUGGCAGUAACCCCUACACCCUCACCAGCAACCUAGACCUCACCGACGAUGGCACUAUGGAUAAUCUCUGGGGCUUUCCGAAGAAUGGGCUUCUCAUGCCUCUCCUGGGUGUCAUCUUCUUGAAUGGCAACUGCACCUCUGAGGAGCAGAUCUGGGAAUUCCUGAAUAUUUUGGGCGUCUAUGAUGGAAGGAGGCACUUCAUCUUCGGGGAGCCCAGGAAGCUCAUCACCCAAGAUUUGGUGCAGGAAAAGUACCUGGAGUACCGCCAGGUGCCCGACAGCAAUCCUCCACGCUAUCAGUUCCUGUGGGGCCAGAGAGCCCAUGCUGAAACCAGCAAGAUGAAAGUCCUUGAGUUUUUGGCCAAGGUCCACAAUACCGUCCCCAGUGCCUUCCUGCCCCAUUAUGAAGAGGCUCUGCGAGAUGAGGAAGAGAGAGCCCGAGUCCAAGCCGCAGCCGGCGCAGCCUCUACUGCCAAAGCUAGUGCUCGUUCCUGGGCCGCAUCUGGCCGCUCUUCUCCUCCCUAGAGAGGGCUGAGUCAGAUUCUUCGCUUUGUCAUGGGAAGGCCUGUUAAGUAGUGUUUGUCAUGGGCGCAAAUAAUUUGUUGAUUACCUUUUUUUAAAUAUAUUCUUCAGGCACUGUUCCUUUCAAUAGAAAGUUUAUGUAGAUUCAGAAUAUAAGUUUUUGGAUGACACAGAUCACACAUUUAUUGCUGUUUAUCAGUUUUAGGUGUAAGAGUUUAUUUUUUUGAAAUAUAGAUCAGAAAUUGUUAAAUCACUUUUUGAUCCAGAGCAAGAUAAGAUGGCUUUAAGAUAGGAUAUCCUUGGAAAUGUGAAAGAAUUCCACACUAAAAUACUUAGGAUGAGAAGAUAGAUAGAUAGAUAGAUAGAUAGAUAGAUAGAUAGAUAGAUAGAUAGAUAACUAGAUACAUAGAAACCUAGAUUCGUAGAUAGAUGGUUAGGUACAUAGGUAUACAGAUACAUAGAUUACAUAGAUACGCAGAUAGGUACAUUGAUACAGUAACAAUUGGUUAAUUCUUUGUUUGCCUUACUCUAUUCUUUUUCUAAACUUAAAAGACGUAUACCUGCAUUUGUUUAUGUUUGUUAAGAAUGUUUGAUAAUAUAUGAUCAUAAUGAAUCAAACCUCUUUAUACAUGUCUCUUAUUUUACACAAACAUUGAGCAUCUGCUCUUGGGAAGUCUUCAUCCUUGUACUGGGGGUGUUUAGUCAAAGAAGACCCAGCCCCUGCCCCUGCGAUUAUAGAUUAUAGGAGCAGCUGUCACUAUGGAAGAAGGUGAGAUAGUAGUACUCCAUAAAGAGCAAGGGAAGGGGUACCUGCGUGCCUCAGUCAGUUAAGCAUUUGACUUCGGCUCAGGU
Molecule: messenger RNA, 2186 nt
Organism: Neofelis nebulosa (Clouded leopard)
Lineage: Eukaryota; Metazoa; Chordata; Mammalia; Carnivora; Felidae
Product: melanoma-associated antigen B2-like
Exons: 3
Coding region: 303-1337 (344 amino acids)
Biological process (GO): negative regulation of transcription by RNA polymerase II
Cellular component (GO): nucleus
Source: RefSeq, a predicted model, not a curated record